AUUUCCCAAAGCUCUCACUCUCAGCAUUCCUUAGAAAUUUCCGUCAACUCUAGCCCUUCAUCACCGCUAUGCGUCCCUUCGCUCUCUCUGCUGCCGUGUUUGCGGCCACCGUCCUUAGUCAAAAGAAGGGGGAGAAAACGGAAUGCGCGGAUGGAUUGUACAUGAUCGCUGUCCGGGGCACUGGUGAGGACAAGGGAUCUGGAAGAAUCGGCGAGAUCGCGGAAGAUGUUAGCAAACGCGUCAAUGGCUCAAUCGUCAGCCCUCUUGACUAUCCCGCGACUCUUGAAGACCCAGACUACUUUGAUUCCGAGGGAGCCGGCGUCGAGGCCCUGUCUGAAGCCCUCAACGACUAUCACAGCUCAUGCCCCAACGGUAAAAUUGCCGUAUUUGGCUACUCUCAGGGUGGACAAGUUGCAACCGAUGUAUUCUGCGGGGGGAGCGACAACAAGCCCUUGACCAUGAGUCUCGUCAAAGACAGCGCAGUCGUUGCGAUCAUCGCGUUCGGCGAUCCAAGCCACGUGGCAAACCUGACGUACGACAAGGGCACUAGCAAAAAGGACGGAAUCUUUGAACGUCCCAGUAACGAGACCAAGCUGUGCGAGGACAACUACAGCGACAUCUUCCGCUCCUACUGUGACACGGGCGAUGUGUACUGUGACACGGGUAACAACACCGAGACCCAUGGCGGCUACUUUGAGAAGUAUGGUAAAGAGGUGGUCGACUUUGUCGUUGAGCGGUACGAGAAGGCCUUGAAGGAGGACAGUACGUCAACGCAAACCAGCACGGCUACUGCUACUACAGAGACAAGUGGUUCCGCAACAGCUAGUGAUGCUUCUACCACAGCUAGUGAUGCACCAUCGGCCACUACAGCUGCUCCGGGUAAUGCUGCGGCGGGAUUGGUACCUGGUCUUGUCUUGGCUAUGAUACCCCUGGCUUUGGCCGUAUCCGACUUCCUUGGAUAG
Fusarium verticillioides 7600 is the source of this 962-nucleotide messenger RNA. RefSeq lists its product as hypothetical. Gene Ontology annotation, molecular function: hydrolase activity. Lineage: Eukaryota; Fungi; Ascomycota; Sordariomycetes; Hypocreales; Nectriaceae. Bases 69 to 962 code for a protein of 297 amino acids. The transcript has 4 exons. The record is from RefSeq and is a predicted model, not a curated record.